AAGACAUUAAUUUAAACCUCAGGAAAUUCUAAUCAUUGUCUUCCUGACCAAGAUAAAUUUAAGAGAUAGUUUACCCAAAAAUGAAAAUCCUGUCGUCAUUUACUCAUCCUCAUGUUGUUUUAUACCUGAAUGAGUUUCAUUAUUCUGUUGAACACAAAAGAAGAUAUUUUGAUUGAUAAUGGUAAGCACACAGUUGACUGUACCCAUUGAGUUUUUACAAGGAAAAUAUAUUAUUAUGUAAUAUAUAGUAUGAAAGUCAAUGGGAACGGUCAACUGUAUGCUUAACAUAAUUUAUUAACAUCUUUUUUUUUAUUCAACAUGAUAUAGAAACGUGUACAGGUUUAGAACAACAUGAGAGUGAGUAAAGUAAAUGAUGACAGAAUUUUCAUUUUUGGGUGAACUAUUCCUUUAAUGUUUGAUGCCCUGUUUAAAAUGACUGUAGCAGUUGACCACACAGCCUUGUGUAACUCUUCAAAAUGGGUGAGUUAAAAGUGAAGGUAAGUAAUAUUUGGAGGUGGACAGUAUGGACUUUUGUUCUCUCUGUGACAUUGCUUGUUUUAUGUAAUCAUGAACUUGCAGAGCCUGUUUUCAUUUGAUAUGUUUUGGUUUCACUGAUGAUCAUCAAUUCAUGUAAAUGUUAUUUUGGAUUGUGCUGGCUUAUCAUUGUGUUCUAAUGUGUAUUUAUUUUACUCAUCUUUACAUUCACACACACAAUGUUAAGUCAACUCUAAAAUCAACAUUUUAAAGAGGAAUUGUUUUAAGAUAUCGUUAAGAGGAGAGAUUUCAUAACUAAUCAUAAAAUAUUUUCUUAUUAAGUUAGUAUUGAAAUAUUAGAAAUUAAUGCAGUUCAGGGAGCUUUGUUAAACUUGAAAAGAUAAGAUUAAAUAAAGUAGUUUAUAAACACUAUUAUAAGAUGUUCUAACUAGACAGUAGUAUGGAAUGAUAACCUUUGUAAGUAAAUAUAUGAUUCAAUGAAUGUUCAGUCAACUGUUAAAAAGCACAUGCAGUAUUUAAUCCCUCAGUGAUUACCGGUCAGUUAACAUUCAUGACCCUUUCAAGAGCAAAAAGUGAAACCAAAAGAAGAGACAAAAUCAGGUAAUGAUCAGCACUGCAAAAAAUGAGCCUUAUGACAUAAUGGAGCCAUGAAAAGUAUAUCUGAUCUAGACAGGAGUGUAAGAUACUAGUCAUUCUCAGGGAACUGCAAGUUUUAUGGAAAGCGUGUACAUAAGAUACAAAAGGAUACCAGGAUACUAAACUUGUGCACAUUAUUUUAUAGAUUUGUCUAUUACAUAAAACUUUUUUCGUUGCGAGGUAAUUUGCAUGUACUUAUCCUUAAAUUUUAUAGAUUAUAAAAUCUACUAAAAAGGUUUUUAUCAAAAUGAAACCUUUAACGUUAUAUUUUAAAGUAAGAUAUGUUUUUUCUUAAGUUGUCUUUACACUUUCCAACACACAUUACAUUGUAAAAUUAUGUAAAAGCUUUUACUCUACUAUAAUUUUACUUUGCAAAUUAUUAGAAAUUUUACACUAAAACAAGUCUUUAAUUGGAAAAAAUCUAUUUCUAAACUGUUUAGCUCCAGUGGCAGCGGUUCAGAUAAUGCCCUAUAAAAACUUAGUCUCUCAGAGCUGAUUAUGAGCAACAAGAGGCGAGCAUAACAUAAAAUUCUCCUGCAGUACACUUCCUUGUUCAGUUUAGAGCUACAUUACAUAACGAAGAUUUGACAAUAAAUUGUCAGUAAUAUAGAUGUUUUAUUGUCUUAGUUGUAAUUUAGUGGUUGUUAAAUUGAGGAAAAGCUGUCAGUCUUUGCGCUAUUGAAUAUGAAUGAAAUGUGAAAUAGUGUACGAACUGCUUAUUUCGGCAUCGUUUGCUAAUGCUUACAGUAGUUUCAUUUUUGUGUUAUAUAUCUGUUGGUAAUUUCUUCAAGUGAAUAAAGGCAACAUGAUGGUUAUUUAAUCAGUGUUUUGUGGUGUGGAUUUAUUAACCUGAUUAAACCGCAAUUCAUUUAUAUCUAAUAUCAAUAUACCCAAAUAAGUACUGCCCAAUAGACACGGAAAAGAUCAAACCGAUCGUUUACCACACGACUAUGCAAGAAAUAUAUGUGUUCGACUAUUCAGCUACGCAGACCGAUGGGCGUAUGACGUUAAGGUACCGCGAGAGCAAUCCGAAAGCAGUGCUAUCGCGGUACUUUAAUGCCAUACGUUGCUUGGUCUGCGCAGCGCCGCAUGAAUGACGUUGAACACAUCCAAGGCAUAGAUCCAAGGUCCCCAGCGCGCACUCGAGCAACACGUGGAGGAAUCGUGAACAAAUCGCUUUUUUUUGUGAUUUGAACUUAAUACUUUUGUCUGCCUAAUCAAGGGAUAAUUUAUAUGUAUGUAAGUAUAGUGUAAACGUUUUUUCAUAGUACAAUGGAAUCUAAACUAAUACGCUAAAAAUGUUAGUAAACCGCUCCUGCUUUUAAUAUAGCUUGGGCUACGUUAAGAGAAGGUGAUAUGUUUACUAAGAAAAUGUUUUUAAAAAGGCUCUUUAUUUACACUGUUUUUCAGGAUUGAAAAGUUUAUAAAAAAUAAAAUGAUGCCCUGUGAAAUACCGUCAGUAACGUUGACGUCAGGAGUGCAGAUGCCACUCUUGGGUCUGGGCACGUAUAGGAUCCAGAGCUAUGAGCAGUUAUACCAGUGUGUCGACUCUGCUCUUGAAGCAGGAUAUCGUUGCUUUGACACAGCUGCAGUGUAUGGAAACGAAGCACAUCUAGGGCAAGUCAUCAGAGAGCUCUUGCCCAAGUAUGGCCUUAGCCGUAAAGAUGUGUUCAUCAUUAGCAAGCUUGCCCCUUUGGACCACGGGCCCAGGGCAAAACAAGGUUGCCUUAAGAGUCUGGAGCAACUGGGCUGUGAAUAUAUUGACCUCUAUCUGAUACACUGGCCUGGGAUAGAGGGUUUUGAACCAGGGGAUCCUUGUCAUGCAGAGUUUCGGGCACAGAGCUGGACAACCCUAGAGGAAUUUUACACCAGUGGGAAAUUCAAGGCAAUAGGAGUCUCUAACUACACUACAAAACACCUCAGCGAACUGCUCGUGAUGUGCCAUGUGCCCCCAGCCGUCCUACAACUGGAGUGUCAACCGAAGCUGAUCCAGAGGGAAUUGAGGGAUUUAUGUAAAGAGAAAGGCAUUCACUUUCAAGCCUAUUCCUCUCUUGGUAAAGGAGCUCUUCUGGGUGAGCCAGGGGUGGUGGCUAUAGCAAAGAGCUGUGGUCGGACACCUUCACAGGUUUUGCUGAGGUGGGCUGUACAGCAAGGCAUUUCGGUUCUUCCUCGUUCCUCACAACCCUGCAGAGUAAAGGAGAAUGCAGAGGUUUUCAGUUUUAAGCUAAGUGAGAAUGAUAUAAAGAUGCUCGAUGCCAUGAAUUGUGGAGCAAGAUUUUGUAAAAGAGACUAUAGCAAUAUAGCUUGACAUGUUGUGUACGUUCUUAAAUUGAUCCUGGUCCAAAUAUAUGAUGCAUGUAAAAAAAAUUCAAGAUCUGAAUAAAGAUGGUUAUAGAUAAAGCUUUGCAAACAGUGUGUUUAAAAAAAAAACACAUUAAAACUAGCUUAAGCCAGAAAAGUAUUUAUUUGACCAGAAAUUCUAAAAAAAAAAAGGUAAAAAGUUGAUCAGUUUAAAAAGUAUUUAAACAGUUAAUUAACUAUAAACUAUAUUAAAUAAGAAUAUGUACAAGAUGCUUAAAAAACAUUAGGUAUCAGAUUCAUAAAAACAGAAUUUGUUUUGUCCAACUGCACUUCAUUUAUUAUAAACUGGUCUGAAUGGUUUUACAAACAAGGCCAUUCAGACAGACUGCACAUGGCCUGCAAUCUGAGUUUAAAGGAAUACAAAUGUACCAGACUAUCAACAACUUUACCAUCAAGAAAUAUGUACAAAAAAAAGGCAGUGAUAAAUUACAAAGUUAUGAAAGAAUCAGAUAUCAAUUUCUUUUCCCGCCGGAAAUCCAAGCAUAAAAACAUGAAGAUCUUAUGUCAGAAAAAACGAUUUCAUCCACUCUUACUUUGACUAUUCACCACAACAGUUUGGCAUCAAAAACAAAUAAACCUGAGAUGUAGCAAAUAUUAACAAAUUAACUGAAAAAUUAAAACGUACCCGUAUUAUUGUUACCAUUACUAACCUGUCCU
Molecule: messenger RNA, 4149 nt
Organism: Paramisgurnus dabryanus
Lineage: Eukaryota; Metazoa; Chordata; Actinopteri; Cypriniformes; Cobitidae
Source: RefSeq, a predicted model, not a curated record